Molecule: messenger RNA, 2500 nt
Organism: Amphiprion ocellaris (clown anemonefish)
Lineage: Eukaryota; Metazoa; Chordata; Actinopteri; Pomacentridae
Product: rho-related GTP-binding protein RhoU-like
Exons: 4
Coding region: 268-1119 (283 amino acids)
Biological process (GO): small GTPase-mediated signal transduction
Molecular function (GO): GTP binding; GTPase activity
Source: RefSeq, a predicted model, not a curated record
GAAAGCUCUGGAGCGUCGUAUGGUGCUGUGCGCGCUAAGCCUCUUAGGAGGCACGACCACAGCAGAUGUAGGGAGAAUGCCAAUCAGGAGCUCCUGCUGAGCACAGAAACGCGUCGGCUCAGUCUCUGCCAGUCCACACAAAAACACAACAAAAUACAGUUUUAUCGCUUCAGGUUUGCAGUUUGACAACAGGGAGAUGGAGCACACGGUGAGUUUCCAACGAAUCUGAACCGUCAGAAAACAAAACACCGAGUCCGCUCCUGAGCCAUGCUGCCUCAAGACGUCGGGAAGCAGAAGUCCCGCCGGGUGUCGGAGCCGAUGUGCGGAGGAGACUGUCCUCCGGUGCCUCCUCGGCGCUUAAAGAGCCGCGACUUUCCUCUGAGCGUGAAGCGCCGGCGGUCCGGCUCCGCUCCUGAGCGCAAGGUAAACUGCGUCCUGGUUGGAGACGGAGCAGUGGGCAAGACCAGCCUCGUCGUCAGCUACACCACCAACGGAUACCCGACAGAAUACACUCCCACCGCGUUUGACAACUUUACCGUGAUGGUUGUGGUUGACGGAAAACCAGUGAGGCUGCAGCUCUGUGACAUGGCAGGACAGAAAUGGGGGCUGGUUGACGGAUCUAUUAAUGACGAGUUGGAGCGCCUCCGGCUGCUGUGCUACAAAAACGCUGAUGUCUUCCUGCUCUGCUACAGCGUGGUCCGGCCCUGCUCUUUCCGUAACCUGACCGAGAAAUGGGUUCCUGAGAUCCAUCAGCACUGUCCUGGCGCUCCCCUGGUCCUGGUUGGCACCCAGGUGGACCUGAGGGAGGACGUCCAGGUACUGAUCCACCUGGCGCAGAACCAGGAGCAGCCGGUGGGCACCGAGGAAGGCCGGCGUCUGGCCCAGGAGCUCGGGGCGGUGAGCUUUGCAGAGUGCUCGGCGCUGACCCAGAAGAACCUUAAGGACACUUUUGAUUCAGCCAUCCUGGCCAGCAUCCAGCAGACGGACAGUAACAGCGUCGAACAGCAGCAGAGGCUGACUCUGAGGAAGAAGACUCCUGAUAAGAUCAAGAGCCUGUCGGAGACCUGGUGGAAGAAGAUUAACUGUCUGAUGGGAGAGCAGAGCUGUGAAUUCAAAUGAACAGCUGCACAGUUACAAAGCUGGGUCAGAUUAUAUUUGAAAAUUCUUGGUAGAGUUGAUUUAUUUUGGCCAGAAGGUGCCAGAUGGGUGAGGACUAUCACUGCAGGACAAAACAGCAAGCAGAAGAAAGAGUUUAGACGCAGGUUUGUGACCCAAAGUGUGCUACUUAAAAUCUCCAAACGUACACUACUGUUCAAAAGUUUGAGGUCACUUAGAAAUGUCCUGAUUUUUGAAAGAAAGGCAGUUUUUUUCAAAGAAGAUAACAUGAAAUGAAUCAGAAAUCCAGUCUAGACAUUGUUAAUGUGCUAAAUUAUUCUAGUUGGAAACAGCUGAUUUUUAAUGGAAUAUCUACAUAGAGGUACAGAGGAACAUUUCCAGCAACCAUCACUCCUGUGUUCUAAUGCUACAUUGUGUUAGCUAAUGGUGUUGAAAGGCUAAUUGACGAUUAGAAAACCUUUGUGCAAUUAUGUUGGCACAUGAAUAAAAUGUGAGUUUUCAUGUAAAACAUGAAUUUGCCUGGGUGACCCCAAACUUUUGAACGGUAGUGUACAUGUAAAAUUCUUCCAUUACUCUUAGGGGCAUUCCAACAAUUGGACACAUGAACAUCAGCUAACAAGAUGUUCUGCUCAGCCAAUAAAAGCUGAUCUAAAAAGGUUUCAGAGCUGCCCACUUGCUCAACACAUUCAAUUUAUAAGAAUAAACUCAGCUCACAUUUGAAGGCAUUAGCAGGUAGGGGGAUAUAAAGGAAGAUGUUCUCGAACUGCAUCAUGUAGUAGAAAUGUAGUACCCAGAGAGGCACAUGCUAGAGAGUAAAAGUUUCAAUGUCUCUACCUGUGUGGCAUUCAUUUUUGAACAUUCACAGUGGUCUGCAACAGAGGAGGAUGCUGCACUGUUUGAUGUUGUGGCUGCUUUGGUCUGCAGGUUCUGGUGAGUCCAGGAUCAGUUCAGCAAAUGUAUUUAGUCCUGAGAUAUUCAACAUGGUCCUUGAAGUAGUGAAUGAAAUGUACUCAUUAGUUAUUAGUCCAGGGUUGCAGAAAGAAUGAGCUUUGCGCUGCUGACUGCUCUUAUGUUUUACUACUGGAAUGUCAAGCUGAGAAUAAAAGCUGGAUCUCAGGAUAAAAAAAGAUAUGUAAAACCACAGAAAUUGUAAUGCAAGUGUCUCAGCGUUCAGUAGAAUUCCUUCUGAUGUUGUUCACUGUCACCCAUCUGAAGCUUCCAGGAGGCUACAAAAACUUACUGGGUUUGUUUUUCAUUUUUACACCCCAACUAUACAAGUACUUUGACUGUUAGCUUGUAGAUUAUUUAUUUAUUUAUCAUUUUUAUUGCCAUGACUGACCAUGAAUAAUGCUCAGAAGCCUUGAUUAAAGUUUAUUACACAAGU